GUUAGUUCAACAAACAUGCGUUAUUGAUAAAAUAUUGCACUAUUAUUUUCUUAAUCUAGGCAAUACUUAUAACUGAUAUGCAGGUACAUCUUCUAUGUAUGACUAUCAUAUAAAAGCAUUGAACGUUUAUCUUUAAAUCAAGAAAGUGGUUACAAUGAGUUGCUGUAAGAUUGCCAUAAUGCUGGCUGUGGCCACUUUAUAUUUGACAUCGGCCUCUGCAGAUGAGAACCCUCGCGAAAGUCGAGGGUUCUUCAGUCUGUUUCCUUCGAUAGUCGCGUGCAACUUCACUGAACAGAGUGGCAGCACUUGUCUCAGCUGCAACCAAUCCCUCUACUGCUUCCAGAACAACGUCUGCCUCCUUUGGAACUGCGGCGGUCUUCUUCCCAACUGUCAUGAGGGUCACUGUUCCACCAUCAGACCAGACAAUUGCACCAGUUCGUAACAACGCAAUAAUAUGAUCUCUACAUUUUCCAACACUUAAACGGAUGCAAAGAAUUUUACGUUCCAAUUUUAAAUUCUUGAAAUGAAUUAUUUAGUUAUUUUUUCGGCUGGAUAUAAAAAUAAGUGAUA
This is a messenger RNA of Amyelois transitella, 570 nucleotides long. RefSeq lists its product as uncharacterized. NCBI's taxonomy places the organism in Eukaryota, Metazoa, Arthropoda, Insecta, Lepidoptera, Pyralidae. Bases 155 to 442 code for a protein of 95 amino acids. The record is from RefSeq and is a predicted model, not a curated record. The transcript is spliced from 3 exons.